AUGUCCGAGGACACCAUCAUCGUCCGCACAGACAGGCCGCAACCUAAUACGGAUAGACAGACAUUUAUCACAGCUCUCAUCGCGGAGCACAGCCUACCCAGAGACAGAUGGACAAGGGGUUUUCUCGAUGAAUGGGCCUUUGGCAGGUAUGCGCAGGCCAUAUUUGCUGAAUUUGCAGCAUCAUUUCUCGUCCCUCGUCUACACCACCCAGGCCGCCAAGACCCGACAGUCCUCCCGGAUGCCUAUAGCAUAGUCACCACCCCGCUGCAGGCACAUCACAUCCUUGGCGACGCCGACAAGACUGCCUGGAAACCUGCAGACCAUGUCCUCCGCUUCUGCUUUGCACUGGUGCACAGCCCCGAGCGCGACGUCUAUAAUCCGCUCGUCGAUGUGGAGCCCCCGAAAUGUGCGAGAACCGGCAGGGUGGGUCUCUACCAUGCGGCCGCCGCCCGUAAGGACCCUAGGGAGGCCAGCCGGGAAUGUCCGCCGCCGUCCGAGCCCGAGCUGCUGGUCGCCGCCAUGCGGAUCUUGGAGGUGUUUGUGAGGGAGUGGAAGGAGUCGUCGCGGGAUUAUGCGGCGUUCUUGAAGCUGUCGCCGAGGGAAAGCCCGUUGUCGCCUGUAUCUUCGGAGUCGAGUGACGGCAUGAGGCUUCGCAACUUUGGCAGCUCGAGGGUAGCGACACUGCAGAGGGCCGAUGCGAACGGUCCGAAGCUGGAGGGGAUGGUUACCAGCCCCCUGGCGCUGUCUGCCACCGCCUACAGGCCGGCAGACUUUUUUUUCCUGGAGAGAAGGUUCCUACAAUCAAAGCACCUUGCUGUUCACCUCGCCUCCUUGGCGACGGUGAUGAUGCUCCGCCGAACACCAGUCGGAAGGUUUUCCGACUGGCUCAAGACGCCGCCGCCGCUCGACGGGGCCCAAGAGUACAAGAGAACAGACCCUCGCUGGCCCGCCGCCCUUGGCCUACCUUCUGCAGUCUCAGAGUCAUUCGCUCUUGGGAAAGGCCCGAACGGCAACAGCCCCAACUCCUCAGUCCUCUCCAUAGCAAGCUCAUGCCACCGCGCAAACCACCUCGAAGUCGGCACAGGCCACAACAGCACAUCCAUAUACCACGGCGUCAUCUUGUCGUGCAUCUCGUUGGCGCUCCUCCACCACCUUGCAGCAUCCCUCCUGACGCCCACCACCCUGGCCUCGGGGUACAGUUCCAGGAGCUCCUCGAUGAAGUGCACGCCCGGCAUGUCGGUGAUGCCCACGAAGCCCCUGGUGACCUCGCUGAGCCGCCUGAGGAGCUCGGGCCGGUCGUGCCGCGCCUCGUACACCUCGACCCACCGCCGCGCGUACUCGUCGCCGAGCAUGUGCAUCUGCGUGCCGCCGUGGCACACGGGACCGCCCAGGAGCUUCUCGAGCGCCAGGGCCAUGGACACCGUCCCCGUGCGGGAGAAUCCGGCCCCGACGACUUGCAGUGUGCAGGCCGGGUCCGUGCUCGGGAUGGAUGCGACGCCUCCCAUGACUUUAAACGGCGGUUUCUUGUUCGAUUUUGACCGACCUAGUACUGCCUUUUGA
Molecule: messenger RNA, 1560 nt
Organism: Pyricularia grisea
Lineage: Eukaryota; Fungi; Ascomycota; Sordariomycetes; Magnaporthales; Pyriculariaceae
Exons: 6
Coding region: 1-1560 (519 amino acids)
Source: RefSeq, a predicted model, not a curated record